Acytostelium subglobosum LB1 is the source of this 1248-nucleotide messenger RNA. RefSeq lists its product as hypothetical. NCBI's taxonomy places the organism in Eukaryota, Evosea, Eumycetozoa, Acytosteliales, Acytosteliaceae. The transcript is spliced from 5 exons. Bases 1 to 1248 code for a protein of 415 amino acids. Gene Ontology annotation, cellular component: cytoplasmic vesicle; clathrin adaptor complex. The record is from RefSeq and is a predicted model, not a curated record. Gene Ontology annotation, biological process: intracellular protein transport; endocytosis.
AUGUUGAGCAGUUUGUUCAUUCUUGCAGAUACAGGUGAUAUUAUCAUCGAGAAACAUUGGAGAGGUACAAUUAAUAGAACAAUAUGCGAACAGUUCUGGGAUCAUAAGUUGGAGGCAGAGAAGAAUGGUACUGCUGUGUUGCCUAUUAUAACGACACCAAAGUAUUACUUGAUCAACAUACACCGUCCAUCAAUCUAUCUGCUGGGCGUGGCACAGUGCGAGAGCUCACCACUGCUCGUCGUCGACUUUUUGCACCGCAUCUACGACAUCUUUGUUGACUACUUUGGUCAGACCAUCAACGAAGCCUCCAUCAGGGACAACUUUGUUCAUGUCUACCAACUAUUGGAUGAGAUGGCCGACAAUGGUUUCCCAUUCACCACCGAGCCCAACUUCCUAAAGGAGCUCAUCAAGCCACCCAACGUCGUUUCCAACAUCCUUCAUGGUGUCACAGGUUCAUCAAGUGUAUCCGAUAUUCUUCCAACUGGAUCUCUCGGAGCCAUUCAAUGGCGUAAGACAGGCCUCAAGUAUACAUCAAAUGAGAUCUUCUUUGAUAUCAUCGAGGAGAUUGAUUGUAUUAUUGAUAACAAUGGAUUCAUCGUAUCUUGUGAAGUCAAUGGAGAGAUACAGGUCAACUGCAAACUUAGUGGAAUGCCAGACUUAACAUUGACCUUUAAUAAUCCAAGGAUGUUGGACGAUUGCAGCUUCCAUCCAUGUGUAAGAUACUCGAGAUGGGAGAACGACAGAGUGCUGAGCUUCAUCCCAGCGGACGGCAACUUCAAGCUGAUGAGCUACAGGAUCAAGGGUGUCAAUCAGCUGCCCGUCUACGUUAAACCACAGAUCAGCUUUGGCGAGGGCGGUGGCCGCGUCAACGUGAUGGUCGGACAGAAGAUCCCCACGGCCAAGGUGGUCGAAUCAGUGUUUGUUACAAUACCCUUCCCCAAGACGGUGUCGGCCAUCAACCUGAGCGCCAACGUUGGCGCUCACGUCAUUGAGGACUCGACAAAGACCUGCAAAUGGAACAUUGGCAAGAUCCCAAAGGACAAGACGCCCAUGCUCAACGGCAGCAUCAGUCUGCAAGCUGGUCAGCCCCUACCCGAAUCAAAUCCAUCCAUCAUGGUUCAGUUCAAAAUACCAAUGUAUACUAUCUCUGGUUUAGGUGUUGACUCUCUGGCCUGUAGCGAAAAGUACAAGCCAUAUAAAGGUGUCAGGAGUGUUACUCGCGCUGGCAAGUUCCAGGUCCGUGCAUAA